AUGGGCUCGACCAAGACUCCCCUCGAAAGCGUCAAAUCCUGUUGGGCGCGGAUCUCCCAGAACUCCCCCGUGUAUAAGUUCUUCUUUUCCGACAUUGUCCUAGUCAGUGCCACGGAUGGAUCCAUGGUCGCUACUCUUCCAGUCACUUCACACCAUCUCAACUCCAAAGGCGGGCUUCAUGGCUCGGUGUCGGCGACCAUCAUUGAUUGGGCCGGCGGCAUGGCCAUUGCAAGUACUGGGUUGGAGAAGACGGGAUUGAGUACAGACAUUCAUGUUUCCUAUGUCUCGACUGCGAAACUAGGCGAUGUUCUGACGAUCGAGGGCAAUGUGAGCAAAGUCGGCAGAAAUAUGGGCUUCACAACCGUGACGAUAUCCAAAGGAAACGGGGAAGACAAGACGAUCGUUGCGCAUGGCACGCAUACGAAGUAUAUUCUGCGCGAUCAACAGCAGAGCAAGAGCUCUUAA
Rhinocladiella mackenziei CBS 650.93 is the source of this 465-nucleotide messenger RNA. RefSeq lists its product as uncharacterized. NCBI's taxonomy places the organism in Eukaryota, Fungi, Ascomycota, Eurotiomycetes, Chaetothyriales, Herpotrichiellaceae. The record is from RefSeq and is a predicted model, not a curated record. The transcript has a single exon. The coding region runs from base 1 to 465 and encodes 154 amino acids. Gene Ontology annotation, molecular function: fatty acyl-CoA hydrolase activity.